CAUGUUGUAUUCAACAUUGAAGGCUACACACUUCGAGAAAAUAUGACCAGUUACUACAGUAGCAUUCUACCCGCGGCUCCAAUGCCGAAUUCGACGCCACCGGACCCCUAUUCGCAUCCGGACAUAAAAUACGAGAACACGUACCCAAGUCAACCUAUCAUGGCGGAUUUGGACCAGGGGCAGUUAGCGAGGUACCCGAAUGCUUACGAGAGGUUACAGCAACAGUACGGGUACUCAAACAGCAAUACAAACUACCACAGCUCAAGUCACUCAAGUCACAGCCCGGAUAUGAUACAGCAGAGACAAUAUUCGCAAUACUCGGAGAUCGUAGAUAAUAGAUACAAUGACGGACAGUUAUCUCAUCCGGUGCAGACCCACAGCCCCCUCAGUGCAACAUCGCCAAAUUCUUACUCAACGCCUCCGGUAGCUACGAACGUUUUGAACUCUCAGCCCAACAUGCCUAUAUAUCCAUGGAUGAAAUCUGUAAACGGAGAAAUGCCAAUAGAACAGAAAAGAACACGACAGACCUACACACGAUACCAGACUUUAGAACUGGAAAAAGAAUUCCAUUUCAACAAAUACCUUACGCGACGGCGACGGAUAGAAAUAGCACACGCCUUAGGACUCACAGAAAGACAAAUCAAAAUCUGGUUUCAAAAUCGCAGAAUGAAAUGGAAAAAGGAGAAUAAUCUUCAAAAACUCACGGGACCCAAUACUAAAUUAGAACCACAGGACCCUGACACAAAAUCGCAAUCUCCUCCGAGUGACUGAGUCAGGGAUACUGUGUAAAGAGACACAUUUUUCUAAUUAUAUUCGGCGUGAGAAGAUGUCAGUGUGUACGUGGUCAGUUGCUAGAUUCUUUCUUCGUGUGAGAGAACGAAUUCAUUGACCAGACAACCUGUUCGCUGCUAACCAGAAAUGCGACGCCCUUUCAUCUGCAGGGAUGAGAUCACGGCAUACUACUCUGUAUCAGGUGUUCACAUCGGUGUAACACAUAUAGCGCGUGUGCUUCUGAGGGCAGUGCCAAUAACGCCAAUGACUAAGGUUCAUCAUCAUUUGACCGACAAAGUGAGAUAGACAAAUCUUGCCGCUCACAGCGUCUCCCAAACAUACGCUCAUGGCCCGAUUCAGCCAAUUAUUUGGUAAUUUCGGAAAAGCUUUACAAUAUGGGAGAAAAAGACACAGAACACUAUUCGCACAACAAUCUCCAGCUGGAAUGCUACUAAGACUUGUAGAAACGCACGAACAUAAUGUCGUGGCUGUGUGUCACUACCAACAUUUUGCGCAGGAGAAAGAAUAUUCAAGAUCUUCUUCACAAACAUUUUGUGACCUCAUGGUCACGUUUUAAGUAACAUGAGCGAACUCCUUUUCGAUUGCUAAAGAGCCGGUUGCCUCUUUCUCGGGGCAACUUGUACACUCGUAUGAAGUAUUAAUGCAUGCACAUACUAAAUGUUUACUAUUCCAUGGUUUGAGACACGUUCUCUUAUUUAUUUUUGAUAUUUUAAUACACAUUUUCAUUGCUGUCAAUCACAAAGUAGUUACUUGGAGUGGACCCUCGAUACUGUAUGUCAGGGUUAGUAAGGUUACUAUUUACGUCAUAACUAUACCAGGAGUACAGAAAGUUGGGUAUUUGAAAAACGCAUGGAUGUUGGGAAAAUUUUGAAAUGGUUUCGUUGAGAAGUAACAUGAAGUUUAAUAUCUUCCACAUAUUUGUGAGACCAGGUGGCGAAGUUACGACCGGAGACCUUGAUGGUUACUGGGAAAAUGGUUAACCAACAAUCUCCAUCAAUUCAUCUAACUCAUCUCAGACUUAACUGUCCACUAAAUACCUCAUUUGUAUUCUUUGUGUGCUUGUUCACAGGGUGUCAAAGUAUAUAUUGUGAGGCUCGGAAAGGGUACAAUAACGUUUUUUGUUCUUCGGAUAAAAAGCGGAAGUCAUAAUGUCUUGCUUCAAACAACUGGCGUCAACAGGUAAAAAUAGGGACCUGAAAUAUCGGAACUCUUCAGAAUAGUUGCUUUUUUAGUUAUGGUCAGUUUGUAGACCUGAGUUUACUGGACAUCCUGCAUUCGUUAAAUAUCAGCAUCACAUUAAGCAAACAGCUAAAUAUGGGUUUCUGCUUAAAGACUUGCGACUUCUACUGAAUAGACGUAUUAUAGUGAAUACAGGCCUUGCAUUUCCUAUACAUUACCAUGCCCAUAACGAGUGGCCGAUUCAUAACGAGCCUGCCCCUUUAAAUGAGUCAGAGGAAUACAGCUCAGCCAUUCAACAUAUCGAUGCUGUUAUCAACGCUUUAUGUCGAUGCGAACUAUAAUCAUGUAUAUUCGGGUGACUUUAUUCUGGUACAUUGUUGAAAACACAUCAAGUAACAUCCUUUCGACACAUGGUAGAUCGACACCAUUAUUAUCGAUUGACUAAAAUAUAUCCAGCAUUUUGUUUUUAUUCACAGGAUAUGUCCAACAACACAUUUCCAUUCAAAUGUCAACCUAUAACAAUAGGACAAUGUUGAUUGUAAUUGAUGAGGCGAAUUCGCUAACAGGUGUAACAAUUUCUAUUGUGUUAUUCCUAGCUGAUCACCGAAUACAUCCGAUGCAUUUUCAAUGUUAUUCAGUCGGAGAGACACAAAACGAAACUUUUCAGUAGUGUAUCAAUAUCACAAUAAAUUAGUAUUCCUGUACACUUCAGUGCAACCUGCACUACGCUCGGCACUGCUCAUUUGAUGGUGGCCCGAACAAUGGUACAGCGGUUAUGAUACACAUAUGGUUACAUUGAAGGGGGCCGUCUGAUGAAACCGAUGAGCAACUGAUAUUUAACGGAAGUGCUGUGAAAAUACACGCAAUUGGAGCGUGUCACCAAUCGAGACUUGGUCUCUGCACCGUGUCACAUCAUUGUAAUAGCUAUAUAUCACAGAGAAAAAAAAUGCAUGCAAUUGACAAAAAGUUAGGCCCUACCAAAAAGGUACCCAAAAAACAAAUAUUGAGAAAUCUAGGAUUUUUGAGAGGGCCCCAUGAAACAAUGUCAUUUCCAAACUUUUUAUCAUGGCUUUAGUAUCAGAACGUCGGCGCUACCCGCAUCCUGGGCUGACAGCUUGCUCUACAAUUAUUUUACAUUGAUUAGAAUAAAAUUUCUGGUAGUCUGGAGAGAGUAUUUUAUAACAGAAUGUAGUCAUCUGGUGGAAUCCCAAUUCACGUCUACUUCAAAAGAAUGAAUAGUUUCAAUUAUUAUAAAAAAACCUGCAACAACAAAUGCAAAACCUCAUCAUAAUACGAUCUCUGGCACAUAUCGUGUCUCCUGAUUGUAUCUUGGAAUUCAAUUAGGAUAGAUGGUAUGUUUUGCAAUCCGUGCGAACGAUGCCUGUGUACAAAGUACGAAAGUCUAUAGUUUCGUCCAGUCUUGUGCUAAUUCAUUUUCACGGAACUCGUAAAUCAACUUCUUUUAUACAUAGUUUUAUAAAAUCGGGGAAAUUUCAUUACAAAAUCGUCGAUAACAAAUAUUUAAACACUUCGUUCUACGUCGAUCGCAGCUUGUCGCAAGGCCUGCCUCAUGAUCGAAGUUAAUCCCAGUGCUUGUCUUAUCAGUCGUAGCUGAUUUACGUCUCUGAAGAACAUUGCAGUUGAAUAAGGACAGAACUAUGACGUCAAUUUCCACCAUUUGUCAUUUUUUGGAGUCUAAAAAAUCAGCAAAGAUUGAAGAAUGUAACACUUUAGAAUGUAUGUAUCUUUAUACAUGUUUUGUUACAUGUGCGUACGUCCGACGUGCAGGACGUUUUCAUGCGAAUCUCUGAAAGAAUUACGGGUCAAAGAUGUACAUUUAUUACAAAAGUAGACUAAGAUAUUUGUAUAAAUAGAAUAAAAGCUUAAUCUAGUCCUUUUUUAUCAAUUUCCUUGUUUCAUCAUUAAAGACUGGUUUCCAGUAGGAUUGGCUAAUAAGAGUCAAGUUGAGCAAAUGUUGCAGUUCGGUAUCACAACCAUCGGGCUACCACAGCUGCACGAGUAGCAAAUGACAUGGAUGAUGCCAUGAAAAUACUAUUUCCAUUGAAAGAUGAUUUCAACUCUUUUCCCAGUCUUUAAAGUAUGAAGCAGAAAGAAGUGUAGAUAUGUUUGCUAUAUUCUCAGUGUUGUAGAGUAGUAAGUGACGUAACAGGUUCAUGUACAGUGACGUCAUCAAAAGGGACGCCAUAGUAAAUUGUCUAUUUUCAUAGAGUGAAUUUCCUUCUUUCUUAUAAUCAUAACGUUUUGUACGAUUUUAAGUCGUCUCAGUUGAUAUAUCUGUAGCCCAAAAAGCACAGCUGAGUGCAUCGGCAGAGCGAAAUCCAACUUUAAAAAAAUAGGUUUUUAGUGCAUUGCCAUCUUCAUUGCCGUCGUCUAAAAUGCGAUAAGUCAGUAUUUCCGUUUUCGGGACAACAGCACCUGUGAUUUUCAAUUUAGACAUGUUAGAUAGCCACAUCAGUCCAAAACCGAUUACCAGCACUGAAAAUUAUCACAGUGACAAAGGGUAGUAAGUCCUUGUCAGCCCAAGAUUAUCAACCAAAAAAACUAUUCUUCUCAAAACCAAGCAACCUGCCAUGAUUAUGCAUUGGACGGCCUGUGAAUGUGGCACAUGACCUGUCAUUCUGUUACUUAUUAGCCUGUGUGACCGGCAAUGAAUUUCAAAGUCGUAGUGAUCCCUUUCAUAUGCAACAUCGUUUCUUUUCGAGGGUCUCUACGAUAAGACAAGGCUGUACCCCCCGGAAGACACUGAACCUAUCUUUUUUAACUGUUUGUCCUCUCUUAUCUAAACUUUUCUUGACAAACAUCUUGUGCCAAGAAAAUCGCAUUUUAAUAGCCUCGAAGAUGAAAUCGAUUAUAACCACGACAGGUGAAUGCCACAAGAAAUUUACAAUACGCCACCUCUUUGAAGAUUAAAGGUUUUUUCCAUGCCUUGGAUUCAAAAGAUAAAAUUUGACUUUAACAGGAGGUAUUAUCUGAUACUGAUGAACAAAAGUUAAUAGAAACUUACGGUAAAUGUAUGAUGCUUUGCGAAGAUUGACAUUGUAAAUGUGUUAGUGAAUGCCAUUCCAAAGUGUCUUUUAAGGUCUAUUUACAAGUUACUUCACAUCACACUGCCUCGUGGGUUUUGCGAGUGAACUAAGCCAAUUGGAUACUUAUGUCAUGAAAAGUAAAUAUGACCAUUUUUGGUAGUGUUGUUAGUAUAUUUGAUUUCUAAGGUUACAAACAUACAUGAUUCAUGACCUGCCGUAAAUAUGAUAUCCAAGUCGUUUGCUUAUAAUCAAAAGUCUAAUUAAGAAGGGUUGAAACUCAUGUAUUUGUGACUUGGUAUGACUCAAUGCUUCAAUGCACUAUCAUGACUGUUUGUUGUCUUCCUUUGUUUUUAUCUUAUUUUACGGUAACGUGAAGUAUUGUGGAAGCCUAGCUCUUCAUCUCAUCUGAAAGGCAAUAAAGUUUGUACAUGUAAAUGUUAAUUUUAUA
This is a messenger RNA of Lineus longissimus, 5466 nucleotides long. Its product is annotated as homeobox protein Hox-A6-like. The transcript is spliced from 2 exons. The record is from RefSeq and is a predicted model, not a curated record. Gene Ontology annotation, biological process: anterior/posterior pattern specification; regulation of transcription by RNA polymerase II. Gene Ontology annotation, molecular function: DNA-binding transcription factor activity, RNA polymerase II-specific; RNA polymerase II cis-regulatory region sequence-specific DNA binding. Bases 43 to 771 code for a protein of 242 amino acids. Gene Ontology annotation, cellular component: nucleus. Lineage: Eukaryota; Metazoa; Nemertea; Pilidiophora; Heteronemertea; Lineidae.